Molecule: messenger RNA, 516 nt
Organism: Rosa chinensis
Lineage: Eukaryota; Viridiplantae; Streptophyta; Magnoliopsida; Rosales; Rosaceae
Exons: 1
Coding region: 1-516 (171 amino acids)
Source: RefSeq, a predicted model, not a curated record
AUGAUUCACAAUUUAGGGUACUAUCUCGCUGAUGGUAUCUAUCCGCAAUGGGCGACUUUCGUGAAAUCAAUUCCAAUGCCUACACGACCCAAGGAUUUGAAGUUUUCCCAGGCUCAAGAGGGGUACAGGAAGGAUGUGGAAAGAUGUUUCGGCAUUUUACAGACGCGCUUUAGUAUUGUUCGAGGAGCGGCUCGUGGCUGGGAUAGAGAAGACAUUCGAUACAUCAUGUUGACGUGUAUUAUAUUACACAACAUGAUAAUCGAGGAUGAAAGAGCAGAUGACAGUGAUGAGGAUUUGGAGUCCGAUGAAGAAGAGGAUAACAAUAUGAGGCCCAGGUUGGCCCAGGUUUGGGAAGGACCGACCAGUGAUGACUUCAAUCCUGUUGGUAGAGAUGGUUAUUACUUCAACGGAUUCAUGGAUCGAUAUGAUGCCAUUAGAAGUGCAAACAGUCACUCAAACCUUCAAGAAGAUCUGAUAGAGCAUUUCUGGAACGUUCAAGGCAACAUGGAGAUCUAG